Oncorhynchus mykiss (rainbow trout) is the source of this 932-nucleotide messenger RNA. RefSeq names its product spexin hormone (gene spx). NCBI's taxonomy places the organism in Eukaryota, Metazoa, Chordata, Actinopteri, Salmoniformes, Salmonidae. The record is from RefSeq and is a predicted model, not a curated record. Gene Ontology annotation, molecular function: neuropeptide hormone activity.
UUAAUCAGACCUUGUAACACAACAAAAUGUGUAAAAAGUCAAGGGGUGUGAAUACUUUCUGAAGGCACUGUAGAUCCAUGAUUGCCUUUGGCAGCUAACUGUAUUCAUAAAGUGUGUAUUGUGUACAUUAAAAUGUGAGUAAGUGAUUUGAUUGGUUCCUCUCUGCAUUCCCUCUCUGAGCUUGGAGCCCACCUCUCUUUCAUCAAAUUUACAUGACCUAUCGCUGUUGACAUCCAUAACGUGUUGCGCUGUGGGCUACGAGGUCUCCCCCACCCGUCCAAUAUAAAUACAGGGAUAGCACUUGCCAAGGCACACAACUUCUGCCCUUUUUCCACUUGAAACAGAUCUCUACCGGCGUUACAGGGAUCUAAUAUCCUCCGUCGCAAUGAAAGGUGUGAGGACUAUUACAGUUUAUGCACUUGCUCUUUUACUUCUGGCAACGCUCGUCUCCCAUUCGUGGAGCGCACCGAAGGGCAGUUUCCAGAGGAGAAAUUGGUCGCCUCAGGCAAUGCUGUACCUCAAGGGCACCCAGGGACGGCGGUUCAUCAGCGAGGACAGAAAAGAAGGAGACGUAUAUGACACAUUACAUUUAGAGACUCGCAGUCAAAACACAGAGAGACUCAGUGUGAACCAGGCAGCCACAGUCCUGCUCAACUUCCUGCGGCAAGCCAAGGAGGACAGAGAAGAACAUCUUGAACAACUGUACUUUCAAGACUUGCCGGCAUGGAAAAGAGAGUACUUCUGAUGCGUUUCAUAAUGUAUUUAUUAUUGUUGAUAACAUUAUAAUCUAUUGCAUCUGUUGAUCUCUUGUUGGAUGUCAAAUAUUUAAUGCGAUGUGAGAAAAACACUGGACUCUAAGUACGGCUACACUGAAAAUGUUUGAAUGUAUUGUUUAAUAAAAUGUGGAAUAAAAUGAUUCAGAAUUCAUAGCC